Molecule: messenger RNA, 2095 nt
Organism: Choloepus didactylus (southern two-toed sloth)
Lineage: Eukaryota; Metazoa; Chordata; Mammalia; Pilosa; Megalonychidae
Gene: SH3GL3
Product: SH3 domain containing GRB2 like 3, endophilin A3
Exons: 9
Coding region: 187-1053 (288 amino acids)
Biological process (GO): endocytosis; synaptic vesicle uncoating
Cellular component (GO): presynapse; glutamatergic synapse; cytoplasm
Molecular function (GO): protein binding
Source: RefSeq, a predicted model, not a curated record
GCGUGCGCGCGUGUGUGCGAGUGUGACAGCGGCUGUGGCUGUGGCUGUGGCCGUGGCCGUGGGAGGCGGGCCCGGCGGAGCCCAGCCGCGGGGGAACCGGCCCGGGCUCCCGCUCUCCCAGAGCUUCGCGGCCGCGUGGCCCGGCUGAGCCCACACACCACCCAGUCCCGGCCGGCCGCAGUCGCGAUGUCGAUGGCUGGGCUGAAGAAGCAGUUCCACAAAGCCAGCCAGCUAAUUAGUGAAAAAAUAAGUGGUGUUGAAGGAACAAAACUAGAUGAAGAAUUUUAUGACAUGGAAAGGAAAAUAGAUGUUACCAGUAAAGCUGUUGCAGAAAUUCUUUCAAAAUCCACAGAAUAUCUUCAGCCAAAUCCAGCAUACAGAGCUAAGCUAGGAAUGCUGAACACUAUGUCGAAGAUCCGAGGUCAGGUGAAAACCACCGGGUACCCACAGACAGAAAGCUUGCUGGCCGACUGUAUGCUGAAGUACGGGAAGGAGCUCGGGGACGACUCCACGUUCGGCAAUGCAUUGAUAGAAGUUGGUGAAUCCCUGAAGCUAAUGGCUGAGGUGAAAGAUGCUCUUGAUAUUAAUGUAAAACAAACUUUUAUUGAUCCUCUUCAGUUAUUACAAGACAAAGAUUUAAAAGAGAUUGGGCACCACCUGAAAAAGCUGGAAGGCCGCCGCCUGGAUUACGAUUAUAAAAGGAAGCGAGUAGGUAAGAUACCAGAUGAAGAAAUCAGACAAGCGGUAGAAAAAUUUGAAGAGUCAAAGGAGUUGGCUGAAAGAAGCAUGUUUAAUUUUUUAGAAAAUGAUGUAGAACAAGUCAGCCAGUUGGCCGUGUUUAUAGAGGCAGCACUGGACUACCAUAGACAGACCUCAGAGAUUUUGCAGGAGCUGCAGGGCAAGCUACGGGCACGAAUAGUGGCUGCAUCGAACCUCCCCAGACGACAGUACAAGCCAAGGCCCAUAAAGAGGAGUUCUGGUGAGCUCAAUGGGAUUUCCACCCCCGCUACAACAAAGACAGCAGAGUUGUCUAUGAAACCCAAGAAAGAAUGAAAAAGAAGUAAGGAAUGAAGAAAGGAAGAGAGUGAGAGAGAAAGAGAAAGGAAGGAAAGAAGGAAGAAUGGAAGAAGGAAGGAAGGAAGAUCCUUAAAUGUCCAACAAUAGGAGAUUGGUUGAAGAACUUGUUAUACUGAUACAGUUGACAACUGGUCAGUAAUUAAAGUCAUCUGGAAAGAUAUUCACAGUAGUAUGUGCAGGACAAUUCUUUUAUGGAAACAACUAUAUGUAAAUAUGCACACAAAUGUAUUCAUAAAGACAUCUGGAAUUUUCUGUGCCAAAAUGUUAAUUUAACAUUGGUUAUCUCUGGGUUGAUGGGUUAUAGCUGGCUUUUCUCAAUUUUCUUUUUUUACAAUUACUAUGUUUUAGUUUGAAAUUUAAAAAAAAAUUUGGAAAUAUGAUUCUGAACUUCAGGCUUUCUACAGUAACCCUCAGACAUUAGGCUGGUCUGUAAAUAUUCUGCUCAUUCUUUAUCCUGGUUCCCCCCCUCCUGCCUCACAUCCUGCCCACGCUGCAGCUGGUCCACAUCCCAGCUCCAGGAAGCUCUCCCUAGCUUCCUAAGCCUCCCUUGCUUGCUUCCCCUCCAAGCCUCCGAGCUAUAAGUGAUAAAAAACCUCCUAUUUGUUCUUUAGAUGUUUCACAUGUAUCUGUUCAGUCUAACCACAAAGAAAUUGUAAGCUUCCUGAGGGCAAGGAUCGGGCUUCGGGCUUUGUUGUUCUUCUAUACCUCCCUCGGCUCCAGGCAGAGCUGGGUGGCUGCUUCAGGGAGAUGGGCUGGGCAUCAGUUUUCUGACUGGUGUUACUGAUGAGAAAGAGCUGGGCCAGGAAACUCUGCUUGGGGACCAGGCUAGGGGCAGCCGGGCAUAGGCAUAGUUGAGGAGACCAGAGAACACAAGCAGCACCAGGGACCUGGGCUGAGCCAGCCUUGUAGUGGUAGGAAGGCAGAGGUCUGUUUUUAAUAGCUUUUCCAUACUCUGCAGAUUUCCCAGUUCCCACAGAUAAUUUGUCCUGUUAACCUGUACUUUUUGUCUCCAUAUGAU